AUGCACACCAACUCCCCACCCGAACACUGCUCCCACUUCAGCACCUUCUUCACCACCAACUGCCUCACCCAAGUCCGCAGCAUGCGCGAACCAGUUCUCCACGGCCGCUCCGCCGCAAUCUCCGACCUCAAAGAACGUCUAAACUACUGGCACCUCGACGAACCCCGAAUCAUAUCGCGGACCACAAGCGAUGAUGGGAUGACCGUAAUUCUCGAGAUGGCGAACAAGUUAUCAAUUCUUGGAGAUGUUAUUGAUCCCUUUCCCGAGACGGUUGUGGCGAGGUUUGACGAGGGGGGAUGCAUUGAGAGUUUGAAGGGUUAUAAUUGUCAGAGUCCCGUGGUGUAUAUUGUGCAGCAGAAGACGGGGAAGGGGCCGUAUACUGAGGCGGAGUUGGGGAUGGAUAAUGAUUUGAAGUAUAAUAUUCGUAGGAGUGAGGGGGAGGGGUGCUGUGCGUGA
Molecule: messenger RNA, 456 nt
Organism: Fulvia fulva
Lineage: Eukaryota; Fungi; Ascomycota; Dothideomycetes; Mycosphaerellales; Mycosphaerellaceae
Exons: 1
Coding region: 1-456 (151 amino acids)
Source: RefSeq, a predicted model, not a curated record